GUUAAUACUUACUGGGUUCAAUACACGCCGUCGUUGGAAUCCUGUUGUGGAAAAACAGAUAAAACGACGUCGGUCUAUGAUUUCCAUUUUGGCGGUAUUUACCCCGUGGCUUCACACGAGAGUGAAUCCCUAAAGCCUCGUUUGGUGGCUGCGAGGAACAGACGAAGGGAAAUGAAAACAUACUCAACCUCUUGUGGGUUUUUACCGCGAUUUUCUCAGCAACCAAAUGCAACCUAACUUCAUUUCAAAACCCAAAGAAAAAAAAAGGGUAAAAAAGAAAAAGAGAAAAAAAAGGAAAGGAACACUAUUGGCAGUUAAAUAACUUCCACGUUCAACCCCGCCAAAACCGCACUCAAAAUCCUUCUCGCAGUUUGAACUGAUCACAAUCACAGCGUUUCUCCGCCAAUGAAAGACCAAAAGCCGAGAACCAGAAGAAGGCCCCUCGCACUGAUCAUCACCAUCAUUUUUCUCAGCAUCAAUGGCGGUUCAGUUUACGGGGUCCAGAUUCUUUCGAAAUCUAAACUCGAAAAAUGUGAGAAGGUUUCAGAGUCUGACAACCUCAAUUGCACCAAGAAGAUCAUUUUAGACAUGGCGGUUCCUAGCGGAUCGAUAUUAAAGGCAAGGUGGUUUCCCAUGUUAGACCAAGUGGACUUUCUGAAUAAGUUUUCCUCUAUGAGUGGUGGGGAGGCUUCCAUUGUUGCAGAAGUAGUGGAGGUAGAGGAGAAUUCAACCCACAAGAUGCAAACUUUGCGGGUACCACCCACAAUAACAGUCAAUAAGUCGGCUGCGUAUGCGGUAUAUGAGAUAACAUAUAUACGAGAUGUUCCUUAUAAACCACAAGAAUAUUUUGUUAAGACACGCAAAUGUGAGCCAGAUGCUAGUGCAAAAGUUGUGAAGAUAUGCGAGAGGUUGCAAGAUGAAAAUGGUCAUAUUAUUGAGCAUACUCAGCCCAUCUGUUGUCCUUGUGGGACCCACCGACGGGUGCCUUCAUCAUGUGGAAACUUUUUUGACAAGUUGAUGAAAGGAAAGGCCAAUACUGCACAUUGUCUCCGAUUUCCAGGUGAUUGGUUCCAUGUUUUUGGUAUUGGACAACGAUCAUUGGGGUUUAGCAUUCACAUUGAGGUGAAAACAGGAUCAAAAAUUUCGGAAGUCAUUGUAGGUCCUGAAAAUAGAACAGUAAUGUCCAAUGACAAUUUUCUAAAAGUUAAUCUUAUUGGGGAUUUUGCUGGAUAUACGAACAUUCCAUCAUUUGAGGAUUUCUAUCUCGUCACUCCAAGGCAGGGUGGCCCAGGUCAACCACAAAAUUUGGGGGUCAAUUUUUCUAUGUGGAUGCUGCUCGAGAGAGUGAGAUUUACCUUAGAUGGUCUUGAAUGUAAUAAAAUUGGUGUCAGUUAUGAGGCUUUCAACGGGCAGCCAAACUUCUGUUCUUCCCCAUUUUGGAAUUGCUUGCAUAACCAGUUGUGGAAUUUCCAGGAAGCAGACCAAAACCGAAUCAAUAGGCAUCAGUUGCCAUUAUAUGGUGUGGAGGGAAGGUUUGAAAGGAUAAACCAGCAUCCAAAUGCUGGGACACGGUCAUUCUCCAUAGGAAUCACCGAGGUUCUUAAUACAAACCUGUUGAUUGAACUAAGUGCUGAUGAUAUAGAAUAUGUAUAUCAGAGGAGUCCUGGGAAAAUCUUGAGUGUCACUAUCCCAACAUUUGAGGCCCUUACUCAAUUUGGGACUGCUACAAUCACAACUAAGAAUGUUGGUAAAGUGGAAGCAUCAUAUAGCUUAACGUUUGAUUGCUCGAGAGGUGUCACCCUCAUGGAGGAACAAUUCUUCAUAAUGAAACCAAAUGAAAAUAUAAUUCGUUCUUUUAAACUUUAUCCAACAACUGAUCAGGCUGCAAAGUAUGUAUGUUCAGCUAUUCUAAAGGACUCAGAUUAUUCUGAAGUUGAUAGAGCUGAGUGCCAAUUCACCACUACAGCUACGGUUUUUGAUAAUGGAUCACAGACUACUCCUUUUCAACCACCAAAGACCAGUAUAAAUGGUUUCUUCGAGUCUAUUGAAAGCAUAUGGAACAAAUUUUGGGAUGGUUUUGUAGACUUCAUCACUGGAAAAACUUGCAGAAGGAAAUGCUCAAGAUUUUUUGAUUUUAGCUGCCAUAUACAGUACAUAUGUAUGAGUUGGAUGGUGAUGUUUGGUCUACUUCUGGCAAUUUUCCCAACAGUGCUUGUGCUGCUCUGGCUUUUACAUCAAAAAGGACUCUUUGAUCCUCUAUAUGACUGGUGGGAGGAUCGUUUUUGGGCUGACAAUCAGAGUAUUGGAGACACUCGGCGCCAUAGAAUUGAUGUUGACAACCCCCAUAUUCAUCUCAAACAUCAUAAGCAGGAAGCAAGGCACUACAGGCAUGAUGCUCAAAGUAAGCGAAGAAGCAUUCAUGACAAGCGCAGGCAUAAGCAUUCAUUACAGGACUCUGAUUAUUAUUAUUAUCUGCACCAUGUUCACAAAAACAAGCACAAACAAGGGAGAAGUAAGAAUUCAAGUAUUAUGCAUCAACUCUACUCAGACAGAAGGGAGGAUGACGGUAUUGGGCAGCGCAGGUGCAGAAAGGAAAGGGAGUUACCAGAGAAACAUGGUCAAGAAAAGCACGAUGAAUUCAACAAGCACAAACAUGGUCUGCUCAACGACACACAUGUCAAGCUGCAUGCCAAGCGUAGAGAAUAGUUGGAUUUCAAUUGAUAAUAAAAGUUAUCAUCUUAGUUUGCUUCACCUCGGGAAAGCAGUAUAUUGGUUAGGUAUGGGGUGGUGUUUGUUGUUAGUAAGCUCAAGCCUUUGACAAUUCAUGUAAUUUUGUGACUCAGAGGGCCAGUUUGCACAAAAAAGGGCGAUAUAUAUGGAAAACAUUUACACUAAUUAUUACA
Vitis riparia (riverbank grape) is the source of this 2903-nucleotide messenger RNA. Its product is annotated as protein HAPLESS 2. NCBI's taxonomy places the organism in Eukaryota, Viridiplantae, Streptophyta, Magnoliopsida, Vitales, Vitaceae. The coding region runs from base 406 to 2706 and encodes 766 amino acids. The record is from RefSeq and is a predicted model, not a curated record. The transcript is spliced from 19 exons.